CAACGUCUAUGGCGGAGGCGAAUCUCCUCCGUCCUCUCCGGCGAUUUGUAGACUAGGAUUAUCCGCUGCAGACGGAUAGAGAAUGCGUGUUCAAUCUUUGGAGCGAUUUGAAGCAAACUGCGUAAUGUUGCGAGCUACCAUUUCUGCCUCGAUCCGAGGAAAGCUCUUGGAGGAUCUGCUUUUUAGCGCCUCAAGGAGUCGUGUACAGCAAGAUAACCAAAAAAUGUCUGCUUUGAGGUACAUAACAUUUUCGAUUCGAGAACGACAUUGCAGUGAUCCCCGUAAAGACAGAACAUGUUCGUGCUUGAGGAAAGAGAAGGUUCAUUGGUUUCUUGAUGCCAUGAUUCAUGAAUGUUCACCCUGGAGAUCUGAAGCUGGUGGGAAGGGGAGGCCUUUUCAUCGUUCUUCUCCUACAGAUUCUAGUUGCAUUAUGAAGGAAUCAUCCAUCUGGACCCCUCUUACUUGACCAUUAAAAAAAGAUGGAUUAAGAUUUAAAUAUAUGAAGCAUACUCUGCUGCAUGAGAGCUUCACACAGUGUCUGUUAUUUGGGAAAUCAUUUUUCUCCCUCCGGGUUGACUUUCUUGAUCCAUCCUGAGCUCCAGAUUUGAUCAAUCUCAGCUUAUGGCUACUGAUAAUGUGGCAAACAACAAUGCUAAAGGCUCACCCUCAGUUGCUAAGAUAAGUUAUCAGGUUGUCAUAGCAGCAACGAGAGACAUGGGUCUUGGUAUGGAUAUGAAAUUGCCAUGGGAUCUACCGACAGAUACGAAAUUUUUCCAUGAUGUUACCACAAAGACAUCUGAUCCUAGGAAGAAGAAUGCAACUAUCAUGGGAAGAAAAUCGUGGGAAUCUACUCCUCUCGAGAUUCGUCCCCUCCCUGGUCGGCUUAACAUUGUUUUGACGAGGUGUAACAAUCUUGACAUUGCCAAUGACGAGAAUGUACUGGUAUGCGGAAGCAUGGAAUCCGCUCUCGAACUUUUGGCCAGACCACCGUUUUGUUUGUCCAUCGAGAAGGUCUUUGUCAUUGGGGGUGGCGAUUUAUUAAGGCAUUAUAUGAAUGCACCCAGUUGUGACGCUGUCCACUUGACCGAGAUUGAUAUAAGCAUUCCAUGCGAUGCAUUUGCACCAAGGGUGGAUACUGCCCUCUACAGGCCUUGGUACUCAUCAUUUCCUAUUCUGGAAAACGGAAUUCGAUAUAGCUUCAAUACAUACGUCCGUAUAAAGGAUGCUGGUGUUGAUUUUGAGAAAGAACGGUGUUCUUUCUUGCCCAAUAUGGUUUUCGAGAGGCAUGAGGAGUUUAAUUACUUAGAUCUUGUCCGAGACAUUAUAUCUAGUGGGGACAUGAAGGAAGAUAGUACGGGGAAUGGUACUCUAUCGAAAUUUGGCCGUCAGAUCCGGUUCAAUCUGCGCAAAACUUUCCCGCUUCUAAUGACCAAGAGUGUAGUUUGGCAAAGCGUUGUUGAGGAAGUCCUACGGUUUAUCAAUGGUUCAAUCAAUUGCAAGGUCCUUCAGGAAGAGUGUAUCCAUGUAGGAGACACCAGUGGAUCCAGACAACAUCUUGAAAGGCUCACUGAUACCGAUGCAAAUCAUAACGGCCAGGGAUUCCAUGAGCUCCCAGAUGUUAUAGACAAGAUAAUGAAGAAUCCUGAUGAUCGGAGGAUUGUACUUCCAUUUUGGAAUCCCACAGUUCUCAACUCGACAGCAAUUCCUCCUUGCCAGAUGUUUGCACAGUUCUACGUUGCGAAUGGGGAGCUAUCAUGUCAGGUGUACAAGAGCUCGGACGAAAUUGGUCAUGGAGUUCCUUUCAGCAUAGCUGCUUAUGCUCUUUUGACAUGUAUCAUCGCUCAUAUUUGUGAUCUCGUAGCUGGUGAUUUCAUCUAUGUGAUUGGAGAUGCCCAUGUUUGCAGAACUCGGAUCAAGGAUUUACAAGAACAGCUUCAUAGCUCCCCAAGACCAUUCCCGAUGUUGAAAAUCAAUCCCCAGAAGAAGAAACUCGAUUCUUUUGAGGCUUCCGAUUUCGAGCUCAUGGGCUUUAAUCCUCACCAGAAAUGAAAAUGGCCAGAAAACCGGGAAAAGAAUCCAAUCUAAGGUUUGGCCAAUCUACCUUUAUGAUUCCCAUUAUCCAGAAAACGCUCAUUGAACAAAGGAGGAAUCUAAAGACCAUACCAUGAUUCAGAUACAUUCGUGAGUCCAUUUAUUUGGGUGUUUUUCCAAUGACUCGACUUGGUAGAUUAUAUUCAUUAAACUGUAUUAUUGGUCGAUUCCUUCGUGAGAAACUUAUUACUACUA
Messenger RNA from Tarenaya hassleriana, 2286 nucleotides. Its product is annotated as bifunctional dihydrofolate reductase-thymidylate synthase 1. The record is from RefSeq and is a predicted model, not a curated record. NCBI's taxonomy places the organism in Eukaryota, Viridiplantae, Streptophyta, Magnoliopsida, Brassicales, Cleomaceae. Gene Ontology annotation, cellular component: cytosol; mitochondrion. Gene Ontology annotation, biological process: dTMP biosynthetic process; tetrahydrofolate biosynthetic process; one-carbon metabolic process. The transcript is spliced from 15 exons. Gene Ontology annotation, molecular function: thymidylate synthase activity; dihydrofolate reductase activity. The coding region runs from base 622 to 2049 and encodes 475 amino acids.